Messenger RNA from Drosophila bipectinata, 598 nucleotides. RefSeq names its product cysteine-rich DPF motif domain-containing protein 1. NCBI's taxonomy places the organism in Eukaryota, Metazoa, Arthropoda, Insecta, Diptera, Drosophilidae. The record is from RefSeq and is a predicted model, not a curated record.
AAGCGUUCCAAACGAGAAUUGGAUAGUACAAAUUUAAAGUUCACACUGAUAAAGCCGAAAUUUCGAAUUAAAACAUUGCAGCCAAGCUAUCAUGAGAUAUGGAAGCUGAAAAGAAUACCACAUCGAACAAUAAUGCUGUGAAUGUACCUCGUUUGGAGCCAACCGAAAAGGACCAAAAUUCCCAGAAGCGCGAUGAUAUAGAUGCGCGUAUAGCCCGAAUUGACUUUCGCUGUUCUGGGUGCUAUAUGCAUGAGCUUGUUCACUACUUUGGAAGAGAGCCCCCUUUCGCUUUAGGCAUUCGGUAUAAAGAGGACAAUUAUGUGUUGCGGGAUCCCUUCCAGCCGCCUCCUCAGGCAGGCAGACCCGUUCCCGAAUAUUAUAUAUCAAUGGGAUCGAAAUGUUCCAGUUGCUUAAAAAUAGUUUGCAAAAGUUCCGGGUGCAGCUUCUAUUACACAGCAACCUUUUGUGUACCUUGCGGCAAAUCUAAGCUAAAAGAUUGGCCUGUGGAUGCUCAAACACGCUUCCGAAAACAACUAUCAGCAAAUCAAAGUGACUAGUAAACCUACAAAUAAAUUGUUAUAAUAAUAUUGGAAAACUA